AUGGGAACCCAGAUCCAGGCGAGGGACCUUGGACCGGAUGAUUUUGGCGGAGAGGAGUACGAAGGGUGUAACGAAUACCUCAACAUAACGCGCCCCGACGUGAUCCACGACAUCCACCGCGGCUACCUGGAUGCCGGCGCUGAUAUCAUACAGACCAACACCUUCGGCGCAACCGCGCUGGUGCUGGGCGAGUACAGCCUCGCUCCCGAAGCGCGCCGGAUCAACCGUGAGGCCGCGGGCAUCGCCAGGCGGGCGGCUGAUGAGGCAACGGCCGCUGACCCGGACAAGCCGCGUUUUGUGUACGGCGCGAUGGGUCCGACGACGCGGACCAUCUCGGUGACGGGUGGCCUGACCUUUGACGAGCUGGCGGCCGAUUACCACCAGCAGGCGGCUGGACUCAUCGAGGGCGGCGCCGACGUGCUGGUGCUCGAAACGGGCCAGGACACGAUCAACAUCAAGGCGGGGCUGGAAGGAAUAGAUCGCGCCCGGGCCGAGAUGAACGUUGACGUUCCGGCAGCCGUGCAGGGAACCGUCGAGCCCAUGGGCACGCUUCUGGCCGGCCAGGACGCCGAGGCGUUUUACACCUCCCUGGCCCACCGGAACCUGCUCUGGGUGGGCUUCAACUGCGCCACCGGGCCGGAGUUCAUGACGGACCACAUCCGGACGUUGAACGAGUUGUCGCGGUUCGGGAUCGCCUGCGUGCCCAACGCGGAAACGCGGGUGUCGGGCAUCGAAGCCGUGGUGGUAAACGAGGACACGAGGCCGACCAUCGUCGGGGAACGCACCAACGUGCUGGGCAGCCGGCGGUUCAAACGGCUGAUUGCGGGCGAACGGUUCGAGGAAGCGGCCGAGGUCGGCCGGCGGCAGGUCCGCAACGGAGCGCACAUCCUGGACGUGUGCCUGCAGGACCCGGACCGGGACGAAACGUCGGACGUGGUCAAGUUCCUUGACCAGCUCAAUCGCCGGGUCAAGGCGCCCAUCAUGAUUGACUCGACUGAUGCGUCGGUUAUCGAAGAGUCGCUGAAACGUUUGCAGGGGAAGUCGAUCAUCAACUCGAUCAACCUCGAGGACGGCGAGGAGCGCUUUCAGCGGGUCGUGCCGUUGGCGCGCGACGAUACGGCGCGCGGCGCUGGUGGUGGGCUGCAUACGACGACCCCAACCAGGCACAGGCGAUCACGCGACGGCCUCGAUAUGGCCAUCGUCAAUUCCGAAAUGAUGCAGCGGUACGCCAGUAUUCCCGAGGAAGAACGCACACUGUCUGAAGACCUGAUCUGGAAUCGCGGUUGCGGCGCAGGAACUGAUCGCGGGCUACCGGAACACCAACCGGACAUCAUCGGCCUGUCGGGCUUGCUGGUGAAAUCGGCGCAGAUGAUGGUCGAGACGGUGCAGGACUUCCGCGCGGCCGGCAUCGCUCGCGCCCCGGUCCUGGUUGGCGGCGCUGCCCUGUCCAACCGUUUCACCCGGCUGCGGAUCGCGCCGGAAUACGGCGGACUGGUGGCGUAUUCGCCGGACGCCAUGAGCGGACUCGCGCGUGGCCAAUACCAUCCAGGACGCCGAUGA
Messenger RNA from Geodia barretti, 1560 nucleotides. NCBI's taxonomy places the organism in Eukaryota, Metazoa, Porifera, Demospongiae, Tetractinellida, Geodiidae. The record is from the annotation of a GenBank genome assembly.